This is a messenger RNA of Symbiodinium sp. CCMP2592, 3534 nucleotides long. The record is from the annotation of a GenBank genome assembly. Lineage: Eukaryota; Dinophyceae; Suessiales; Symbiodiniaceae.
AUGUGUGAGCCCCAUGCGACGGUGGUGACUCUACUCUCACAGAAUUGCUUCUUCCCCCUCCUGGUUGGAGUCCAUUUCGGCAGGGAAAUGUGCUUUCACGACAGCCACAGCGACCCUCUGCCAUCCGGGUCCAUUUCUGGCAGCGUGUACCACGCAAGAGCCAGUGCAGUGGAGCUCGCGGCUUUUCUUCUACAGGUGAAUCCUGGCCCGAUCAUCCUGGACUUCCGGAUCUGGGGCGGCCGCUUCGGGCACCUGAUCUUUGUCUGCCAGGGCGCAAACUUUGUGCAGGGAGUGGGAACAGGUUCACAGAAUCAAGUGUUUCCUCGACGCCUGGUUUUUGAGCUGGGCGUUCUCGAUCCCGUGGACAUGGGAAGGACUGCGGGCAAGCUUGAGGACUUCGAGCGCACCAUCGAUGAGCUCAGAAAUUCUUCGCAUAUCACAGCACAGCAGCAAAAGAGCCAGAGUAGCAGCUAUGUUGCCAGAGGAGUCAAAGGAACUAUCCCACGCGUGCGUGUGCAGAAGAACGGCUUCAGCUUUUCGAACUGCUUGACAAAAGCCAUCGCAUUAAGCUUGUUCCUCCAGAUCAAAUCAGGUGACUUUCUGCCGCUUGAGAUCACCAACGUGGUCGAGCAAUUGCCCAGCAACCAGUUGUUGGCAGAUGUCCAGAGGUUGACCGGUGCGAUACGGUUGGUCACAGAAUGCUUGGGCUGUACGGUUUUGCAGCUCAUGAACAUGGUGAUGAAGCAAGUAGCCUUGCUACUGAUGGCUGCAUGCUGCGCAUGUUUGGGGGAGAGUGUUCUUCGGGAUCCACGUCUGCUCCGGCACUACUCAGCUCUACGCGACUUGCAGCAGCUGGGAGACGCAGGUGCAGGUCAAGCGGCUACUCACAUGAGGGUUCCUCUUCUUGCGCUGUUGGGCGUUCAGUCCUCUGGCAAAACGUCCUUUCUGGAGAGUAUUGUGGGGUGGGCCGUGGGCUUCACUGCCCGUGGGACUGCAACACGAUGUCCAGUGCGCUACAUCCUCCGCGAUGGGCCCAACCGACGCUACAGUGUUGCAGGGCGCUCGGUUUCUACACGUGGUGAGCUGAGGGAUGCAGUGGCAGCGCACAUGACGGCUUUGGGGAAAACGUUCACCUCAGAGGCACUCAUCGUCACUAUUGAGGAGCCCGGGCAAAUCACUCUUGAUGUCACGGACUUGCCUGGUCUCAAAGACUCAGGUGACCCCGACUUCAACCAGUUGCGCAACAUAACACAAAAGUUCUUGCAAGAUGCUCGAACAAUUCCAGUCGUGAUGUGCCAGGCUUCGAAGUCCCACGAGACGCAACACGACCUGGACAUACUGAGAGAGCUCGGCCUGACAUUCAGCAACUCGCUGGUGAUCAUGAACUACUUCAACAAGCAGCUGCCGGACAUGACGCGGGUGAGCCAGGUCAAUUCCUACGUUCUCGGGCAGAGAGGCAAGUUUCCGAACGCACGUUUUGUCAUGCUACAUCACAAGGAUGGCGUUGACAAGGAGCGCAUGUCCGCAGACGAACUCGAGGACUACAUUCAGCAGCUGCCCAAAAAGGAGCAGAGAGAGUUCGAAACGCACAUUGAACGCAUGGAGAAAGAUGAGGAGUUGACCAAGGAAGCUAUCGAGUCGUUUGGCGUAUCACGGGCUAUCAAUCAUGUACAGGGAAUUCUGUUGGACUGGAUGCGGGACAACUGCCGGGAUGUGAUUUCUUCCCUGAGGGGAGACGUCAUGCGCUACGAGCACAACGUAAAUGAGCUUCAGCAGAUGAUAGCUGCAAGCAAUCCUCGGGAGAUCAAAGAUGGAUGGCGCAACUACACGCUGGCGUAUGAAAAUAUCAUCUCCAUGAUGCAGUACGGGCGCAUAGCCAGCAUGAAACUGCCUCAGCCCUUGUUUCAGCUAGGCCCACGUGACAAGUGGGCAGAAACACGGACCGUGGUGUCUACCUAUCCGGAGGAGAUCGCCAAAAUCUCUGUCCCCAAACCACCAGGCUGGCUGGAGACGGAGGCCUUGGAUGGACAGCUGAAGGGCAGCUACACAGGCCACCAGCUUCAUAUGAGGCUUGGCCCUCAUGCAGCUUUCAGCCGCUUGGUCCGGGUGCUGGGCUACAUGCUCUUCUCCAUGCAGCUGGAGCCAUUGACGGAGGAGGAGAUGAUGACGAAAUCCGGCCACUCUCGUGACGGAGCGACCCACAGCUUCAACAAACAUACGGUCAUUCUGCAGCUGGUCACGCAUGGGUUGUUACAGAUGCAAGACGUGGUUGCGGUCACUCUGCAACAGGUCAGAGCAAUCUACGUCGCAGUCCUCGAGAAAGCACACAAAUCAUUGGAGCAGUUCUUCCCGCACAUUGCGCACCAUCGGCAAUUUCAGAAGAUGCUCGACGAUAAGUACGAGGAGCUCCUGAUGCAGAAGCUUACAGCAGGGGCCAACGCAAUCCAUGACCGCAUCGUCACAAAGACGAGAUAUUUUGCUGUGGAUUUGCCAAAUCGAAUUCUCGUGCUGUUCGGCCUUACCCCCAUGGUGCAGGACGUUCUCGUGACGAAUCCUGCGUCGGCAUAUUACAACGAGAACAAGUCAGACGCUGAGCGAAAGAGCAGGCGCAUGCCUUCUCGCGAGCUUGACGGUGUGAGUAAGCAGAGGGAUGCGCUUCUGGCCAUGAAGGCUCGCCUGUACGAGCACCAGCAGCGCAACCCGUUCUCCUUGAUCGACUUCGUUGAGGGUGGACAGCAGGAUUUACAUCAGGACGAGUACCGAACAAUAAACGUCGACGACAUCAACUCCAUCGCGCACCAGUACUACAUGCUGGUCAAGGGGCUUCUUGUCCUAGACAUUGAGGGCAUCCUUGACCACGACAUCUUCCACCCCUUAGAGAACAAGGAAGUUCUGCUGAGAUCCAUGAGAGAGGAGAUGCUCCAAGCAGUAUCAGAUCUAGAAGACGACGAAGUCAACGAGAUGGUGGGCGCUGGGUUUCAGGAGAUGCUUCAAGAGCAGCAGGACACGAACGCGACUUUGGUGAAGCUGAAGACGGUCCUUGCGGAGCUGGAGAUGGUAGCUUCCACAGAGCUUGCCUCGGAUGCGCUUCCGAGCCUUGAGUGGUUCUUGCUCUUGUCUGAAGCCGUCUCUGCUGAUGUGCUGGCGAAGGCAGCAAGGGCGGCCAAGACGGAUCUGGUGAACUUGCUUCGCUUGCCAGCACACACGGUGAGCACCGGCUCGGAGCCUGACGUGGACCAUAGCUUCAUCCGGGUCACGGUGCGGCCGGCAUCCACCCGACAAGGCCAUGAGAGUUUGAGAGCCCUCAUUGCCGAGGCUGAGGGCAAGGUCUCUUUGGGUCGUGUUGCGGAAGUUUCACGCGAUGGUGAGGCCAUCCUUUCAACUUCUAAGUCCAGGUGCCUUGCGCUCAACAGUAACGUAUCGCAGCCGGCGAAGGUGGCCAACGCAACUCACCAGGCAGAGGGUCCGCAGGAAGAUGAGGCUGAGGCCGAGGCUGAGACCGAUGCCAAUAUCGAGGACGAAGGCGACAUGUAG